CGGACCAACCAACACACACAAACGCCCAAGAAAUAACACGCCACGCUUCCCCCCUCGCUUCCUCCUCCUUCCCCAUAGACAACAUCUCCACAUGUCCAUACAUCCAGAGCUAGCUGACGCAGUCUAAUAUUUUUGGCGCCAUUAAUCAAUCAUCAGUCAACCAGCCCCGAGCUCUCUCUCUCGCUCGCUCGAGCUCACGCUCACGGCGACGACCACGACCACGUCCAGGUCCAGGUCAGAGCCGCUAUUUAUAGGAAGGAGGAGGGCCGGCCAUGUCUUCCUCCUCUCCCCCCAAUAGCGACGACAGCGGCAAGAAGCACCCGCUGGACGCCAUGGGCGCCUUCUUCUCGGCGCAGGUGAACCGCCGCAAGCUGGUCACCACGCAGAAGCUGGCCAUGUCCGAGCGCUGCACCUCCUGCGGCGACGACUUCCCCGGCUGCGCCCACCGCCCCGCCGACCGCAAGGCGUGGAUGGCGGAGCUGGGGCCCGACCGCCUGCGCCUGCACCAGGUGGUGUGGCCGGGCACCCACGACUCGGCCACCAACAAGAUCGGCAUCCCCUUCAUCACCCGCCCCUUCGCGCAGUGCCAGUCGCUCUCCGUCUACCACCAGCUCGCCCUCGGCUGCCGCCUCCUCGACGUCCGCGUGCAGGAGGAGCGCCGCGUCUGCCACGGCGUGCUCGCCACCUACUCCGUCGACGUCGUGCUCGACGACGUCCUCCGAUUCCUGUCCGAGACCGUGUCGGAGGUCCUGGUCCUCGAGAUCCGCACCGAGUUCGGCCGCGAGGACCCGCCGGACUUCGCCAAGUACCUGGUGGAGCGGCUCGGGGAGCACCUGAUCCCGCAGGACGAGGCGGUGUUUCACAAGACGGUCGCGGAGCUGCUCCCGCGGCGGGUGAUCUGCGUGUGGAAGCCGCGCAAGUCGCCGGCGCCCGGGCGCGGCGAGCCGCUGUGGAGCGCCGGGUACCUCAGGGACAACUGGAUCGACACGGACCUGCCGGAGACCAAGUACGAGAGCAACCUCAAGUUCCUGGGCCAGCAGCCGCCGGCGAAGGACCGGCGGUACCUGUACCGGGUGGAGAACACGGUGACGCCGCAGGCCGACAACCCGGUGGUGUGCGUGCGGCCCGUCACCAACCGCAUCCGCGGCUACGCGCGCAGCUUCAUCGCCGAGGCCUUCGCCAAGGGCCUCGGCGACCGCCUGCAGGUCUUCUCCACCGACUUCAUCGACGGCGACUUCGUCGACGCCUGCGCCGGCGUCACCAAGGCCCGCGUCGACGGCGCCGCGUGAGAUCAACGGCGUGCAUGGCCUUGUGUAGUAAUUAGAGGUGUGGCCGCACGCGAUUAGAGGGCUUCGUUCGUUCGUUCGUCGUUCGGGUUGUCUUUCCUUCUUUUCGUGGUGUGCAAAGCAGAGCAGAAAGCAGAGGAGCCGAAGCAGUGAAGCAGAGUGUGUGUGUGCGCGCGUCCGGGUGGGCAUUCUUUGCAGGUAAAAUUUGGGGUUAAUGGUGUUGAUGUUCAUGUGUGAUGUUUUGUAGUGGAUUGGGGGUCUGUAAAUACGGCGAUGGAUUGCAUGUGCAAAGGAAUAAGCAAAACUG
This is a messenger RNA of Triticum dicoccoides, 1593 nucleotides long. RefSeq lists its product as uncharacterized. Bases 273 to 1289 code for a protein of 338 amino acids. The transcript has 2 exons. Gene Ontology annotation, molecular function: phosphoric diester hydrolase activity. The record is from RefSeq and is a predicted model, not a curated record. Lineage: Eukaryota; Viridiplantae; Streptophyta; Magnoliopsida; Poales; Poaceae. Gene Ontology annotation, biological process: lipid metabolic process.